Lutra lutra (Eurasian river otter) is the source of this 1246-nucleotide messenger RNA. Its product is annotated as forkhead box protein D2-like. The transcript is spliced from 2 exons. Bases 95 to 889 code for a protein of 264 amino acids. NCBI's taxonomy places the organism in Eukaryota, Metazoa, Chordata, Mammalia, Carnivora, Mustelidae. The record is from RefSeq and is a predicted model, not a curated record.
GUUUAGGAGCGAUCAUUGGCCGAAGCGAGACACAAACCUCCAAUGCAGCCCUGGUUGGCUCCCGUCUCCAAUCGGCUGUUUGGUUGGACAGAAAAUGGCUGCGAAGGAACCAGUCCCAGCGCGGAGCUCCGCUUCCAGGACUCGGCCUCCCCUCCCUCCGCUGCGGGCCGCUUCCCUCGGCGCGACACCCUCCCUCCGCGCCUCCCGCGUGCCCGCCGCCGCGGCCACGCCCCGGCCCCGCCCCGGCCCCGCCCCCGGCCGCGGCCCCGCCCCUCCCCGCCUCCGCCCGGUGUGCGGCGCUGCCGCGGCAGCUAGAACCUGCAGAGUCCGAUACUGGCUGCGGGCCGCGGCGGGCGGCUCCUGCGGAGGCUGCGGGGGGCGGGGGGCGGCGGGCGGCGGGCGGCCUCUGUGCUCGGCGGGGGCUUCCCAGGGCCGGGACUCGGGCACGCUCUGGAGGUCUCUGCGGGUUUUCUUCCCACGGUGUUUUCCCGGGCUUCUGCGAUGCGUGAUUUCUCAGGCUUCCCUCCCUUUGCUGCCCCCUCCCUCCCCCCCCGUGAAAGCGUCUCACCCGCCGGACGAUUUUUUAGAAGGGGAAACCAAGGGCAGAAACCGCCCGCCAGGGCGACACUCGAGCUCCCGGGUGGAUUUGAAUGACGGCUCCCUCCUGGAAUGCCUUCAGCACCUCGUGUUUUCCUUGUGUGCCUGUAAACGUUGCCAAACGCACAACGGCUCCCUCUCGGUCACGGAGCUCGGAUGUUCGUUGUUCAGAUUUCAUCUAAAGAUACAGCCCUCUCCUUCAGGUUUAACAGCCAGGCACCCCCGCUGGCUUUUCCUGACUGCAGUGUGGGUCAGUCUUCCCCGGGCUGCGACCAUCACAGAUGGGCUGUGAGCCAGACACCGCCGCGCGCUGCAAAGGGCGGCAGGAUUUCUGCAACGGGAGCCGGCAGUCGCGUUCCCUUUACUUCCACUAAACAAGUGGCCCGGUGCCACAUUAAACUUUCCAGCUUUAAUCAUUUAAAAAUAUAUAGCCAUGUUUUAUUUAUAGAGCUCCUACUGUUUCUCCGCAUAUUUUAACAUUUCAAGAGCAAAUAAGGAAGCAAUGACAAGUGAAAGCCUCCGAGUUAUUCCAAGAGGAGUUAAGUAGCAAUGCCACUGUGCAAUCAGACACCCUGACUUGAAUUCCAGCUCCCCUCGUACUGUUUUACGACCCUGGCCGCAUUUCUUUGCCCCUCCCUUGUAGUUUCCU